Hipposideros armiger (great roundleaf bat) is the source of this 6546-nucleotide messenger RNA. It is a transcript of the gene SPATA6, whose product is annotated as spermatogenesis associated 6. Gene Ontology annotation, molecular function: myosin light chain binding. Lineage: Eukaryota; Metazoa; Chordata; Mammalia; Chiroptera; Hipposideridae. The record is from RefSeq and is a predicted model, not a curated record. Gene Ontology annotation, cellular component: sperm head-tail coupling apparatus. The coding region runs from base 179 to 1648 and encodes 489 amino acids. Gene Ontology annotation, biological process: spermatogenesis; motile cilium assembly. The transcript is spliced from 13 exons.
CCGCGCACAGCUGCUGCUCGGGCGGGACCCAGGCUGGACCGCGGGCCCCGGCCUGGGGGGCCACAGCUGCCACCGCUGCCGCCACCUCGUCUCCUCCCCGUCCCCGCCCCGCCCCGCGUCUCCUCGCCUCACUCGGGCCGGCGGCCGGGGUCCUUCCCCGCCGCCCCAGCCCGCGCGGAUGCCGAAGGUGAAGGCGCUGCAAUGCGCCCUGGCGCUGGAGAUCCGCUCUGUAACUUGUCCAGGAGUGGUGCUGAAAGACAAGGAGGACAUCUAUCUUAGCAUCUGUGUGUUUGGCCAAUACAAAAAGACACAAUGUGUCCCAGCCACUUUUCCACUGGUCUUCAAUGCCAGAAUGGUGUUUGAAAGGGUGUUCCCUGAAGCAGUAGACCCAGGAGAUGUGGUUGCACAGCUUGAAUAUGAUACAGCAUUGUUUGAGUUGAUUCAGCUGGUUCCACCAGUGGGUGAAACACUGUCUACAUAUGAUGAAAAUACACGAGAUUUCAUGUUCCCGGGUCCUAACCAAAUCUCUGGACACCAUGAUUCAAACCGCCAGGUUACCAUGAGGAGGAUUUCUGGCCUUCGAGGAAUUGCUCCAAAGCUGGAAUUUUCUACAACCUCAGUGAUUACUGAAUGUCUGAUAAGUUCAAGGAAGUGCCGCACUCAGGAUAAGUAUAUUUACCAUCCUGCUCCAUUGGAAAAAUCACACAGCAAACUGCAAAGCCGAACAUCAAGGUCACAGAAGAAAAAGUCCAAGUCACCUGAGAGAAGUAAAUAUUGCGUAAAUGCAAAAAGCUACGAACAGCCUACGAUUUCUUCAAAAUCACACUCUCCGUCUCCCUACACAAAAAGACGCAUGUGUGAGCUAUCUGAAGACACCAGGCGGCGGCUGGCCCAUUUAAAUCUGGGGCCCUAUGAAUUCAAAAAAGAAACAGACAGACCUCCAUUUGUGAUUAGACAUGUCGAUCCCCCAAGUCCCAGGGCCGAUACUUUAUUUGGAUCUUCUGGCAGAGACUGUGAAAGAGAUGGAUGGUCCAAGAUGCACGAUGAUCAUUCUCACCUUGGCUGCUACCGACCCAAGGAUUAUAAGCAGAUUAUCAGGACACCCCAUGGGAGAGACUUCGAUGACUCUUUGGAAAGGUGUGAUGAGUAUUUGAGCCCCAGGUCAUGUAGCAAGUCCCAGCACUCAGCCAGGACGUUACUUGUGCAUUCAGCACCCUCAACAGCACCAAAGCACUCUACAAGUCCCGUGUUAACUCGAGCUUCUCUCAGGGAAAGAUUCCAUUCUGAUUGGUGUUCACCUUCAAACUGCGAUGAGAUCCAUGACCGGGUAAAAAAUGUCUUGAAAUCACAUCAGGCUCAUCAAAGACAUUUAUAUGAUGAGAGAGACCCAGAGAAAGAAGAAGAGCUGGAACUGAAAAGAGGUCUUUUAUACAGAGACUCUGCCUAUGACAGUGACCCCGAGUAUAGCUCACUUCAGCGGCCACAUGGUACUCUCCAUUUGGAUGAUGGCGAAUACUGGUCCAACAGGGCAGCCUCUUAUAAAGGAAAAUCCCACCGACCCAUCUUUGAGAACAGCAUGGAUAAGCUAUACAGCAACUUAUACAAAAAGGCCUGUAGUUCUGUUUCUCAUACACAGGAAAGCUUCUGAGACCAUCCAUGAUAAACUGUAUGAGUGUUUGUGUCAACCUCUCAAUGAAAACAUUUAAUAUGAUCAAUAACUGUAUUCCUUUUUUAAAAAACACAACAAAACCCAGCUGGUUCUAAUUGAGUACAAUAGUUAGACUUGAAUAAGUUCAUCACUUUAAAUAGUAAUAAAUUAUCGUGGGCAAGCCUUUUUUUAAUCACAGAAGAGAGUGCUCUGUUCCAAAAGUCAAAGCUCUGUAACCGUCACAACGUCCCAUCUGAUCAUGAGAAGGAUGUUCUGUCACACGUGUCUCAUGUCACCGUCUACAGAUCCAAGAAUAGACUCGCUCCAGAAAUGCUCUUCUGCCGUAAUCACCUCAUCAUUUCCUUUUCAUAUGCUUGACUGGUUAUCUUGUCUGAGUAAGAUUUAAUUAAUAUUAACUCCCUUUUCUUGAUAAUGAGCAAAAAGAUAUACUGUACAGAAAUGAAUUUCCCAAGACUUUAAACCCUGUUUUAACUGGUAUUUUUACAUUUUUCUCCUCAGAAAAGGCUAUUUCUAUUUCUUAGCACAUAAGAAAUAACUUUCUUUUUAAAGAUUAUAUAAUCAUUCACUCCUUCUUCUCUAAAAGAACUACCUACGUUACCUAAAAUGCAUAACAGUUAGCUAGAAAUAGCAGCAGCCAUGUAUGACCCAAAAUGUGAAUAACUUAUUUUUAAAGAUAGAAUUCUUUGCCUGAUUUUUUUCUAGGGCUAUAUCUUUUGGUGCAAAUAGAAUCAGAAAAUAGCCAUUGUUAGUAAGUGUGCAGAGACUCAAAAAAAACCAAGGGAAUUGUAUUGUAAUUUAUUUAGAGUUUUCUUAGGUGCUGAAUGGCCCCCCAAAAUAAUACCUUACUUUAAAGAACACUUGGAACCAUAGAGGGGAAUAAAAGAUAGCAGAGCUCUUUAUAGUAGGUACUGGAAAGUUUGUUGGUUGAUAAAAUUAGCGCCUUCCCCACCCCCUAAACACACACCUGUGAGGCCACUGAGGCCACUAAAACUUUGAAGAUAUGAAGAAAUCAGUUACCUCACAUUUACCUAGAGGGUGAGUAGAGGGGAAGCAGAGAAUAGGAAAUAUGUAAACUUAGCUUAUAAGCUUCAAGAGUUGACUACAAGGUAAUGUUUUUCUCAUUGACUCCAUCUUUGGCUAAUUCUGCUCUGAGUCAAAAAGAAAAAAAAACAAACUACAUUUAAAUUGAAUUUAUAAAAGUGGGUGACUUAUUUUUGUAUUAGAAAAUAUAAUACUUGCAAUCUAAUAAUUGGACUUUUAGACUUUAUAUUGCGUGUUUUAGUAUGGCAAUCUGUGAUAGAUCAGAAAAAUGCAUCGGAGAUAGGAGCCAGGAGUACUAGGCUCUGCUUCUAUCUCAGCCAUUUUCUAGCUGAGUCUGAUCCUCUGGUCCUUAGUUUCCAUCAGCUAUCAAAUGAAGAGACUGGAGUAGAUCAGCAUUUCCCGAACCGCAUUCUGUGGACCACUGUUCUUGGAGAUGGUUGUAGAAAUAUAAAUACAAGUAUUUCAUUGUUCAUAUUAGUUUGGGAAAAUCUGUGCACAAUAUUCACCCUCCUCCCCAACUUACAGAGUCAUAGGUAGGAUGACAGGAGUGACAAAGGGGUGCUAUUAAUGCUGAACCGACAGUUGUAAACCAGGGCUGUCCCGGGAAAACCAAGACAUAUGGUCAUCAUAGUCAUCGUAAACACAAGCAUGUUGGAAGCUCUAAAAGAUCCUGGCAUAAACCUGUUCUGCUGUAGCAUCUAGUAGAGAGCCUGGCAUUAGGGGGUGCUCAUUAAAUAUUUAUCGAUGUAACCCAGAAUUUCCUAAAUGAAAUUGAGCGAGUAGCACUGUUUGUUGUUAUGUCCAUCUUCCCCCUCCUGUUUUGUCUUCCUCAGCUUCCCUCACUCCCUCUCAGCUGUCAUCCUCAGGUGCACACGCACACCAGUGGGGGAAAUGCUAGACUACACGAUCACUGAUUACCUCUGGCUGUAGGUUACAUAAUGACCUUUUGUACAAUAAGCUUUUGAAGGUCAACAAUGAAUAAUGCUUAAAAAAAAAUGUAUCCUCAGUGGAAGUUAGUAUUUUGGGGUUUUGUGUGUGUGUGUGUGUGUGUGUGUGUGUGUGUGUGUGUGUGUGUGUGUGUGUAGACAAAUGAAAAACAUUUAAAAGUUACUGCUUGGUGAAAAGAACAAAUACGAACUUCAAAGAAAAUGUUUUGCUGCCAUAGAAAAUCUCUCGAGUGAAUAGUACCACAAAAUUACUUGUGUCUAUACCUUCCACUGGCUAUGACAAAGGCCACACAAAAAAAGCGUGUCAAAGGGGAACUUCAGAAAGUGAUAUUCUGAAAGACAUUGUCCUGUGGGUUAAAUCUGAGAUCAGGUGCAUGUUUUCAGAUAUGUAGUAUCUUGGCCUAGUGUCUGAUUAUUUCCAUUCCCUUGGAGAAGGACUGGUUUCUGUUGCUGUCCAUAAUUAUUCCUGUGAAUUCUUAUGUUGUAUUAUCUUUAAAGAGUAAAACCUUUAACUAUGUUAAUAGUUGUCUUUUCUCAUUGGAUAGAAGCAAUUGUUUAUUUUCUUAACCUUUUUUUUCUAUAUUUCCCACAAUCUUGUCAUAGUUAUUGGACUUAAUAUGAAAGAUAACUAGGUCUUCUUCCUUACAAUAUAUUUUUCUUUAAAAUUAAAAAAAGAUUUUACAAAGGAAAAUGUUAAUUCAACUAAGAAAAAAAAAUGAAUCAUUUAACUGAAAGUGAGUUCUCCCUGGUUCUACUACUAUUUGUAUAACCUUUUUAAGUCAUUUUUCCUUCUUGGAGCUCAGUUUUCUUACCUACAGGGUGAUGCAGAGGUUAAUUUAGAAUGAUCUUUAAAUGUUCCAACAUUUCUAUAACUGUUUAACUGUUUAACUGGGAAAUCAGGAAGCUCUGGAAACAGAGUUAUGCUGAACAUUUGUGUACAAGUCUUUGUGAGGGACAUAGAUAUUCAAGAAAAUGCAUUUGCUAUAUUUCUAUGGAUUGCCUCCACAGAAGUACUAAACAUAGAAAAACAAGUACUGCAUGAUUCCACUUAUAUGUAGUAUCUAUAACAGUCAAAUUCAUAAAAUCAAAGACUGGAGUAAUGAUUACGAGGUGAUGGGGCAGGGGAUAAGGGGGAAUUAAUGAACAGGCAUAUCAUUUCAGUUGAGUGAUAUGAAUAAGCUCUAGAGAUCUGCUGUGCAACAUUGUACUUACAGUGAAAAAUAAUGUAUUAUACACUUAAAGUUUAUUAAGAGGAUAGAGAUCUUGUUUAGUAUUCUUACCACAAUAAAAUUAAAAAUUAAAAAAAAAAAGGACUGAACAUGAGUGAGUGAGGUAAAUCAGGGUUCCUGAACUCAACGAGCUCACCUGGACUAUUGAUGGACGAUCAGACAAGGGAACAUAGAUAAGAUACACUUAUCUAUGGAUUUCCUCAUCUUCACCCUAUUCUGUGUAGGCUCUUCCACCCAGAAUAUAUUUCUUUACCUUUGUAGCCCAAGCACCAUAAUCUGGGCAUAUCCUUAUUGUAGCACUUAACAAAAACUGAGUUAUCAAUGACUUUCUUAAGUGUCUUUCUCUAUUGGUUGAGGGCCUUGUUUACCUCUGCUUUUAUAGCACACAGCAGACAUAACAAUGUUUGUCAAAUGACUGCAUGAAAGAAAAAAAAUACAUGAAUACACGAAGGACCCCCAAAAACAACGCAAAGCCUAACUCUAUCUGGAUAUAAGAAAUAAGAAACCCUGACAAGACUGUUGCUAUCAGCUAAUCCAUAUCUACCUGUAGCCAAAGAGAUAAAAAUGGAAAAGAUAAGAAAAAAAUCUUAGUUGUAUCAUGGUCCUCAAGAAUGAAGGUAUGGUUCCUCCGUUGAGAGAGUGUUUCUGUAGUGAAAUCUUUUUCUGAAAGAGUACUUUUAAAUUAAGAAAAAAAGAAGUCAUAAUAGGACAGCCUGGCUUUUUGUUUUCUGUUCCUUGGCUACCCAACUAAGAUAUACAGUGUCCAGGGCCAGCUACUAAACCGCUACUGCAAAGGGUGAUAAGUAUCUGGUAGGCAGUGGACCAGGAAAGCAAUUUUCUGCAACUGUUUACUCACUUUAUAUUCCAAUGCAGUUUAAAUCCCUUCUAUGAAAUGCAAAUUUCUUGGUUCCCAAGAUGAGCCUUAAAUAUUUUCUUUCCCAAUGUCUAAUCUUUUGUCAUUCACAAAGCAGUGCGUUUUUGACUAAAGGAUUGAAUAAUUCCCUGUCUUCUAGCAUUCAGAUGUAACCAACUUAAUCUAGAAACUAUGGCUCUCUUGAUUAAUUAAGAAUUAGUAUAAUAAGUAAGGUAUCAUGUGAAGCAAAACUGUCUCAAUGAAAUGCAGUCUUUUUUCUGUUGUACUAAUAUCUUAAAUCUUAGUAUGUUACAUUCAAGCUAUGAUAAUUCACUUAAAUGAGCCUGAUAGAAGAAAAUGUAUUUGGCUCUAAUCUGUAUAGUAUAUGAAAUUUUGCAGGUUUUUUGAGGGGGCAUGGUGUUUUGUUUUGUUGUUUUCCUUCCCAUCCCCAUCUAGUGUCAUCUUUAAAGUUUUUAAAACAAGGGAAUUGAAGUAGUAAUACUAAGGACCAUUGUUUGUACUUGGUGAUUUACAUACACUAUUUUAUUUGAUCUUCACAACAACUGUGUGAGCAAGGGUAGCUAUAAGUCAUCUCAGUUUUCCAGACUAGGCACCUAGGGAUGAGACUGCUGUGGUUUGCCCGUGAUAAACACAGCCAGUAAAUGGUAAAGCUUGGAUUUGAAUCUAACCCCAACUGUGCCUCUCAACUAGAUAAGUGGUUAAAAAACAGCUUUUUACCAUUCCUAAGUUUUUGGGUUUUUAAAAUUUUUUCAAUUACAGUUGAUGUUCAAUAUUACUUUAUAUUAG